Messenger RNA from Chelonoidis abingdonii (Abingdon island giant tortoise), 357 nucleotides. RefSeq names its product heat shock protein beta-7-like. Lineage: Eukaryota; Metazoa; Chordata; Testudines; Testudinidae. The record is from RefSeq and is a predicted model, not a curated record.
AUGGACAAUAAGCCCGGAUCCCCGGGGUCCGUGCACCCCUGCAGCUUGGGCAGCAACAUGCGAGCUGGGGGCGACACAUACCAGGUGACAGCCGACAUGAGCCAGUUCGAGCCACAGGACGUGGUGGUGACCACAUACAACUACCACAUCAUCAUCCAGGCAGAGAAGGUGGCAGAGGACGGCACCGUCGCCAACACGUUCACCCACAAGUGCCAGCUCCCCAAGGACAUGGACCCCAUGUCUGUCAGCUGCACCCUCACCGAUGCAGGCCUGCUGGUCAUCAACGCCAAGCGUGGUGUGGCUGCCAAGGCGGGCGAGACGCCCCCACCGGUGUACCGCACUGAGAUCAAGCUGUGA